Talaromyces atroroseus is the source of this 3240-nucleotide messenger RNA. RefSeq lists its product as hypothetical. The transcript is spliced from 6 exons. Gene Ontology annotation, cellular component: cytosolic [4Fe-4S] assembly targeting complex. The record is from RefSeq and is a predicted model, not a curated record. Gene Ontology annotation, biological process: iron-sulfur cluster assembly. Lineage: Eukaryota; Fungi; Ascomycota; Eurotiomycetes; Eurotiales; Trichocomaceae. Bases 1 to 3240 code for a protein of 1079 amino acids.
AUGUCGGCAUUGCAGAAUUUCAUGCUGACCGUGGACCGCGACAAGCAGAGCGCUAUCCAGAUCGCGGAAAAGACAGCUCAAGAUGUCGAGAACCAGCAGACUACCCUGGUUGACGUCGUCCAGUCACUUGGCGAAUACAUUAACGACGACGAUGCCAUCAUUCGCGGAAAGGCCGUUUCAUAUCUGGCGGCAGUCGUCAAGGCGUUUUCGCCAAAGUUCCUCUCCCGACAGCAGAUCUUGGUUCUGACGACUUUCUUCUGUGACCGUAUCAAGGAUGGCGGGGCUGUUACCGGUCUCGACACGCUGCAGAAGCUGGACAGGUUCACCAAGGAAUUCGCCCAGGAAAUUGCGCGGGCGAUUUUCGACCAUUUCAGGGAAUUACAAGCUCGGGCCCAGUCGCAGAGAUACCAGAUAUAUCAAUUGGUUAAUGGUUUAAUGGAGAACCACAGAGCAGCUCUCCAUGAAAUGGGUGAUGAAUCCCUGGUCGGAAUCGUGGAUGUGAUGACAGGCGAGAAAGAUCCGCGGAAUCUCAUGCUUGUCUUCUCGAUACUCAAAGUAGUCAUGGUUGAAUGGGACAUAACUAGCCAUGUUGAAACGCUUUUCGACUCUGUAUAUAAUUAUUUCCCGAUCACUUUCAAGCCUCCUCCCAACGAUCCGUACGGCAUCACGGCGCAGGAUCUGAAGGAUCGUUUGCAGGCUUGCAUUUCCUCAAAUUCCCUGUUUGCGCCCCAUGCUUUCCCGGCGUUGAUUGACAAACUUGAUUCGACGUCGAAUAAUGUGAAGCGAGAUUCUUUAAAUGCUUUGGUCGCAUGUAUAGAAUCCUACGACACCAACACAGUGUCGAGAUACUCCAUCAAGAUCUGGGAUGCUGUGAAAUUUGAGAUCCUCAACGCGCAAGAAGAGUUUCUUUCUGAGAUGUCCUUGAACGUGCUACGCGCGAUUGUCAGACGUCUUUCGGAGCAUAUUACCCAGGUUUCUAACGACAUGCCUCUGGCUCACUUUCUCAAACCGAUCAUUCAGGAAUGCAACGAUCAGCUUCGCGAGCCGCAGAAUAAGCAGGCGCAACCUGCGCGAGAGAUUCUUCGAGCGGUAUCUUCUGCAUCUACACCAUCGUUCGUUCUUAUCAUCCAGUCAGUCGUUGCGCCGCUCUUCACCAUUUAUCAAGAGGCCGACUCCAUAGCCAAGCAAAGAGCCUUCUUGGAGACCUAUGUCACGUUACUAGACUCUGCUAUCGAUCUAUAUGGGACAUGGGCCGACAGAGAUUCAGCACAGCAAUUCGAAAACCCUCUGUCCGCAUUCCAGGACCAAUUCACGGAAGUUUUCAGUCAGGCGUUGAUGGGUUCGGCUAAAGAGGAGAUCUCUUUCAGACAGACAGCAUUGCAGGGUCUUUUACGACUAUCGAAAAUACGCAAUUUCUUCCAGGACAACGAGAUAGGAUUGUUUGUGCAAUACCUAGAUGAGAUUCUCCUCAAGGAAGAAGUCGUUGGCUCUGGGGCACUCAAGAAGGAUGCCGUUUCAGCGCUUGCGGAGCUAUCAAGAUACAAAUCGAAUAUAAUCAUGGAAAUCACCCUUCCGGCUUUCAUGGCUACGCUGCCGGAUGAGGAUGAUGGAUCGGAUUUGAAAUAUAUCACAACUCUUGACACUUUGGCCCAGAUCAGUGCACAGCGAAACAUUUUCGAGACCUUGGUCAGACGUCUCCUGAAUAAGCUGGAUCUAUUGUUGCAAGGAGACAGCUCCCAUCCUAGAUAUGCUAGGAUUAUUUUGUUGACGAUCAUCCAUGCAAUGGGCAAGAACAAGCCCAAUGAACCUGCGCAGAACCUUGACGGCUAUUAUGAUAGGAUUGUUGUUGGGCUGUCGAAACGGGCGGCGUCAGCUUCAACUAAUGACACAUCGAAGAUCCUUCGUGACGUCUCGGUCCUAGACACUUUGGGAAGACUGUGCACUCUUAUCGUACUCUCAGCCUCUCGAGAGAAGCAAGACCAAGUGGCAGAGAAUAUAUACACUCUUUUCAGCAGUUCGGAUGAAAACUUCAAACCUGUCCCAUUCUCGCAAACGCAGAGUGAAAGCCAGAAGCGAACGAUGAUCUUGUCUACAGCUUUACUGGCAGCUUUACCCAAAGACACGACUAAACUGCCGUACACUACGCCGGACAUCACACCUUUGCUCAACGACCUUGUCCAACUCUCCGAGACCAGUGCAACCGACCCAGCUGUCCAGCUUGCCAUCCACCGUCACCUUGCACUUCUAGUGAACAAAUUCCUACCAAACUCCGCUUUACCUCUCGCAUUCGAAUUCUUCAAUGCCAACUACCCCUCAUCACCAGAGAACACAUCCCCCGAACGAGUUAAGACUCUCUUCUGGCUCUCCAAAGCCCUCGCCCUCCGCCUGGCCCCGAGCACCUCCACCAUCCUCUCCCAACUCCUCCUUCUCCUCUCAUCCGCCGACCCAACCACCAGCUCAACCGCCGCCAAGGGCUUCUCCCUAAUCCUCAGCCCAGACGACAUCCUCUCGCCCCAAAACGGCGCCAACAUACGCCUGCUCAGCAAACAACGCGUCUUCAGCAUCGUUGUGCCCAUGCUCAGCACCAAAUUCCGCGAACUUUCCUCGUCUGCGUCUGCCCCACACAUCAAACCAGCGUACCUCACAGCCCUCUCCGGAAUCCUCUCCUCCAUCCCCACCGAUCUCGUUCUCCCCGAACUCCCCAGCCUCCUGCCCUUACUCCUCCAAAGCCUCGACCUAACAGACCCGACCCCGUCAACCACACUCGUGAAAACAGCCACCCUCCGAACCCUCGCAGUCCUCAUCCGCGACAAUGGUGGUGUACACAUAAUCCACGAAACGGGACACAUCCAAGACCUCGUUCGCCGAUUACUCAAAACCGCUUCUUUCUCCCCUCCUCAAACAUCAUCAUCAUCACCGGCGCUACGCGAACAGUCACUCCGUUGUCUAUACCUGCUCGCAAUAAGCCAAGUACCAACAUCAACAACAACGACUGCCGCCGGAGGAGGAGAAACAGAUGUGGACGCCGCCCUCGCAGCGGCACUAAGUCGACCGACUGGAUCUACUACGACAACUACAAAAGACGGAAUAUCGCCUUUGCUGCCUGUGAAGAAUCAGGUUCUUAGAACCCUGAUGCAGAUCUUGGAUGAUCCCAAGCGGGAUGUGCGAAAGGCUGCUGUUGAUGCGAGGGGGGCUUGGUUGAGGGCUGUUAGUGAUGGGCCCGAUGAGGAUGAUGAUUGA